ACGUGACAUGCGUCAAAAGUCGACAAGUCACCAUCAACUUCGCGGAUUUUAUUGAUUACUUCAUCGAUUAUUGAUCACCCUGUGAUCCGUUGGUCCUUUUAGUCACCCGAGCCAUGUUGCUCGUCACAGAUACCGUUAUCGCCUCUUGACGGCCGGGCAGCGGAAGUGAGAGAAGUGGGGAAGUUGUUCAUGGAUGCUGAGUAACUGAAGAGCAACCUGAAGACUGAUCUGCCUUCUCUCAAGUUCAAGUUCGGGGCCACUUGGUAGUCCCCGCAGGACAUGGACACCCACGUUAAGGAGGGACAACUUUACGUGCAGCAUCAAAAGUUUGGCAAGAAAUGGAAGAAGAACUGGUUCGUCCUCUUCCCAGCCAGCCAAAAUGGCAUCGCCCGCCUUGAAUUCUUCGACUCGCACGGGUCAGGAGGAGCAGCCGUCGCUUCAGGCAGCAGCUCCAAUGAGAAGACCAAAAAGCUGGACAAGAAGAUCAUCCGCUUGUCGGAGUGCAUCUCCAUCUUGCCGGCACUGACAGAGAGCUGUCCCAAAGACAACAUGGCAGCGUUCUGUGUGGAAACCAACGACAAGACCCAUGUGUUCGCUGCCGAGAAGAACGCCGCCAAGGAGUGGAUGGAUACCAUGUGUGACAUUGCAUUUCAGGGUGGAAGUGGCAGCGGCAGUGUUUCUGGAGAAUCUGAUGGGGGAUCCCAGGACUUGAAAAUGUCAGAGAACCUUAUCUACUACUCCAGAGAGGAGGUAAACAAGUUCUGGGUGGGCAUCCAGCGGACCGAGGCUUCGGAUCGCUGCGGGCUGGCAGGUCACUACUGGCUUAAAGCCGAAAGCAAUGUCUUGAUCUUGAAAGAUCCCAAAACAAAAAGGAACGUCUUUGUCUGGCCGUACAAGCUGCUGAGGAGAUACGGGCGUGAUCGGGUGAUGUUUUCCUUCGAGGCCGGCCGGCGCUGUGACUCGGGCCCUGGUAACUUCACCUUCGACACCAAGCAAGGCAACGAGAUCUUCACCCUCGUAGACCAGGCCAUCAAGUCACAAAAAGCCCUGGCUGAGGAGUGUCCCCUGAGCUGUCCCAUCAACUUUGACUCGGAGUGUCCGCCAUCGCUGCAACACAUACGCAACACUGGCACCACUGCACCCGGCAGCGGAGACAGCAGCAGCUGUAGCAGCUGGGAGGCCGAUGGUGAUUCGGGCGGCAGCAAGCCGGGCUCUGCAGACGGUGUGCUCGAGAAUAGAGAGGGAGGAGAUGCAGCAGGAAAAGGGCAAGGAAGCAGUGGAGCUGAGAGACACAAAGGGAGGAGUUUACCAGAAUUGCCAGCCAUACUGGGGGUUGUGAGUGAAGGAAACACACCUCCACGGUCACCAAGAGGCCAGCGGGCGCUAAAGGGUUCUUCCUCUGCUGAUGAACAGGCCGCUCUUUAUUCAGAGCCGGCUGAUGCAGUCCGCCUGCCUUUGCACACUGCUGACAGUCUCUACUCAGACCCAGUGGACAGCAUCAAGAACCAGAACCCUCCGAGCAGCACAUCCACACAAGUGCCGGUCUCUCGACUGCGACCAGCGGGUGGUGAGUCCUGUGGAGGCGGGGCUCCAGCAGAGCACCACCACGUUGGGAGCAACCAAAGAAAAGCCCCCGACCUGUAUUCACAUGUGUAUGAUCACAUCAGCCUGGAGCUGAGCCACAAGACGAGCACAAUCGGUCUAAACGGGCCAACCAAUGCAGGGGGGCGUGGGAGAGGUGGAGGCAGAGGAGUGAACAGAAACGGCGGUCAAGCAGAGGUCGCAUCCCCUGUUCCAGCUCUGGAGCAUAUUUAUGAUGAGCCAGAGGGUUGUGCAGCACAUCGAGGGACAAGUGUUUACAACGAAGCCCGUCUGGAGCCUCAUGGUCAGAAGAGGCCAGAGGAAGUGGCGCCCCUGACAGGACCGGAGGGAAAUUACAGCACAGUCACCCACGGAGAGUUCCACAAACACUCCCCAACGAACCAAAGAGCGCAGAAUGCUCCGGUUGCAAGAUGGCCCAAACCUGUCACGGCCCCCAAACCCAGCUGGGGCACUUUUGGUCGUAAAGAGCCUGUACCGUUGCCUCGCGGGAAAAAUGGCGCAUCUGUCAGUAACUUAAACAACAACAACAACAUUUGGGAUAUAAGUGGAGAAGGGGACCAGGAGCUGUACAGCAAAGUAUCAAAACAGAAAGCUAUACCUUCUAAAUCCUGGUUGAACCAGCCCAAAGCGACACCGCUGAGGUCACCUGACAUUAUCUACGACAACUUGGGAGAUAUUUGAUAAUCGCAAGAAACUUGUCAAGCACAACAAGACAGCUUUACUUUUCAUAGCAUAUUUUUCAGGUGUGUCCACUGCGGACUCUAAACAAUUGAGAUCAAGUAUUUCUCAUAAGCUCUCGGCUAAAAGAGAGCCACCUCCUUUUUUGAGGUGGUUUCACAAAUUGAGGGAGUGAGUCUUUGUCUUUAAGAGACAUGCGAGAGAGUUUGGAUUCUGGAACCAGCUGAGUUCUGUUUUUACAAAAUGUCUGUCGCCCAUACGAAAUGACAGCACCGCUGCAUUUUUGUCUUGGUGAAAUCUGAGACCAUUCUGGACAGCCAGAAUUUAUUUGAAAGGUUCAGAAGGAUCUAUAAGAACUAGUAUUUCCUGCACCGAUUCUUCUCUUUCCUUGCCAGCAGUGCAGAGAGAUUUAAAUGGGCUCUAGUACGGGAGCUGUUUCACCCUAAGGCUCCACGUGGUGGAAAAACAUACUGUUAUGCUUUUGCAGGAAGCAUGCGAUAGGAACCCAAUCCCCUAUUUGGCUCAAGGAAACAGACAAAACGGGGUCACGUGACUUUAACUGCAGAGGAAGGUUGACAGAAACUACUUCAAUCUCUCGUUGUUCAUCUAAAUAAGAAACCCUGCAAUUAGCUGAAAAUGUGUAAAGGUGCAUCUCAAUAAAUUAUAAUAUCUUUGAAAAGUUAAUCUAUUUCAGUAGUUCAAUUGAAAAAGUGAAACUAUUAUAUUCUAUGGACUCACUAAACAAGAUGUGUCCAAACUAUUUCAAAAUACUACAACAUUUGUGAGAAAGUCAAAACAAAUAGGGCUGUCAAUAAUACUGAGUUAACGCAUGUGAUUAAUCACAAAAAAUACUGCAUUAAACAUGUAUACACGCAGAUUAAUCACACAAUGUAUUGUGACUGUUCAUGCUCUUUUACCUUAACCACGGAUGGUUACCUGAAAGGCGGCGCAAGUUGCUAUUUGGUCAGUGAUCAGGCCAAUGCAUACGUUAGUGCAACAAUGAGUGAGGAGACUGACUGGUGUGCUGCUGGCAAAUUUCACUAAAACUGUUACCAGGUUUUGAGCAAAUAAAUGAUGUGCAUUCAAGUAAACCAUUUACAAUUUUUCCUGGAUGACAUUAUGACAAUAAAACUGCAUAUGUCCAAAUUUUGAGUAUUUCUUUAAGUCAAUUUAAGUUAUACAAUCUAGUAAUAACCUGUGAUUAAUCACGAUCAAUCCAAAUUUAAAAGUGUGAUUAAUUGGAUUUAAA
Molecule: messenger RNA, 3529 nt
Organism: Nerophis lumbriciformis (worm pipefish)
Lineage: Eukaryota; Metazoa; Chordata; Actinopteri; Syngnathiformes; Syngnathidae
Gene: dok1b
Product: docking protein 1b
Biological process (GO): cell surface receptor protein tyrosine kinase signaling pathway; positive regulation of MAPK cascade; Ras protein signal transduction
Cellular component (GO): cytoplasm
Source: RefSeq, a predicted model, not a curated record